Cyprinodon variegatus (sheepshead minnow) is the source of this 2040-nucleotide messenger RNA. RefSeq names its product glutamic-pyruvate transaminase (alanine aminotransferase). The record is from RefSeq and is a predicted model, not a curated record. Gene Ontology annotation, molecular function: L-alanine:2-oxoglutarate transaminase activity; pyridoxal phosphate binding. Lineage: Eukaryota; Metazoa; Chordata; Actinopteri; Cyprinodontiformes; Cyprinodontidae. The coding region runs from base 183 to 1658 and encodes 491 amino acids. The transcript has 11 exons. Gene Ontology annotation, biological process: biosynthetic process.
CCGAGCUGAACAGACUUGUAGUUUGUUUUCUCCACAGAAAGAGCUGGUAACAACAGAUACACUUUAUCUGAUCCUCUGUAGCAAAGAACUUCUGUUACUCGCGAUAACUUUUUUUUUAUUUUUUUGAAAAAAAUAAAGUUGACUUGAAGUGACAGCAGAGGGGUGAUCAGAGCGCAGCCAGGAUGUCCCAGCAGGCAGUGAACGGGGUGUCGUGUCGGGGGAAGGUGCUGAACGUGGAGAACAUGAACCCCAACGUGAAGCGGGUGGAGUACGCGGUCCGGGGGCCCAUAGUGCAGCGGGCGGUGCAGAUAGAGAAGGAGCUGCGAGAGGGAGUGAAGAAACCCUUCACAGAAGUCAUCAAGGCUAACAUAGGCGAUGCCCACGCUAUGGGUCAGAGACCAAUCACAUUUUUCAGACAGGUGUUGGCUCUAUGUUCUUAUCCAGACCUUUUGGAAGAUAACAAGUUUCCAGAGGAUGCCAAGAAGAGAGCUCGGCGUAUCCUCGAUGCCUGCGGGGGUCACAGUAUAGGGGCCUACAGUGCCAGCCAGGGAAUCGAAUGCAUCCGCCAAGAUGUGGCACGUUACAUCGAAAGGAGAGACGGCGGCAUCCCCUCCAACCCUGACAACAUCUACCUCUCCACUGGGGCCAGUGAUGCUAUUGUGACCAUUCUUAAGCUGCUUGUGUGCGGCGAGGGUCGAGACCGCACAGGGGUGAUGAUCUCAAUCCCCCAGUACCCGCUUUACUCGGCCGCUCUGGCAGACCUGGGCGCCGUGCAGAUAAGCUACUACCUGGAUGAGGACAGCUGCUGGAGUCUGAAUGUGACAGAGCUUAGACGAGCCCUAAACGAAGCCAAGCAGCACUGCAAGCCUCGUGUGCUGUGCAUCAUCAAUCCAGGGAACCCCACAGGUCAAGUCCAGAGCAGGCAAUGUAUUGAGGAUGUGAUCCGAUUUGCUAAAGAGGAGCACCUCUUCCUCAUGGCUGAUGAGGUCUACCAGGAUAAUGUGUACGCUGAAGGCUGCAAGUUUCACUCCUUUAAGAAGGUGCUCUUUGAAAUGGGACCAGAGUUUUCCAGCACUGUGGAGAUGGCCUCCUUCCACUCCACCUCUAAGUGCUACAUGGGAGAGUGUGGAUUCCGUGGAGGCUACAUGGAGGUGAUCAACAUGGACCCGGAGGUGAAGGCCCAGCUCACCAAGCUGGUGUCGGUGCGUCUGUGCCCCCCCGUCCCAGGACAGGCUCUCCUGGACCUGGUGGUGAACCCCCCACAGCCUGAUGAGCCAUCAUACGCUUCAUUCAUGAAGGAACGGAGUGCUGUUCUGGCUGCUCUGGCAGAGAAGGCCAGGCUGACAGAGGAGAUCUUUAACACAGUACCUGGGAUCAAAUGUAACCCGGUCCAGGGCGCCAUGUACACCUUCCCCCGCAUCACUCUACCACAGAAAGCCAUCGACAAGGCCAAGGCUGAAGGAGUCGUUCCAGACAUGUUCUACUGCAUGAAGCUGCUGGAGGAGGAAGGGAUCUGCUUGGUACCAGGAAGUGGCUUCGGUCAGAGAGAUGGAACCUUCCACUUCAGGAUGACCAUCUUACCUCCUACUGAGAAGCUGAAGGUGGUGCUGCAGAAGAUCCGUGACUUCCACUUGAGGUUCACAAGCGAGUUCUCCUAACCGUCCUCCACCUUCUCAGCCUCUGUUCAUGAACCAAUGUCUCCAGUGCCAGUAUCUCCAGUGCCUUUGUGCAAACAAGGAAGCAGCUCUGCAGGAACCAGUUAGAACCCCCAGAGCUCCCAGGCUACCUUUUUAAAAAUGGACAUGUAUGAACUGCAAAUGAAGACGUUUUACACAUCACUACAUGAAGCACUUUGAUCUCUGAGCCUUACAGUUACAGAAGAAUCAUCUCUUGUGGUACAUAGUUUGAUGCCGAAUGAUUUUUGUCUUAAUUUAACCUCAUUAAUUGUGUUAUCCUUUUAUGAAGCUCCAUGCUGAGGUACUUCAGUGUUUAGUUCCAGGAUGUAGCCAUUUAAAAAACGAUUUUAUGAAUGUGGUCGUU